UGGCGGCCUAUGAUUGACGCCCGUUAGCAACUAACCACGUAAACAGUCUACCUCUCUUAACGCUUUUACACGACUGAAUUGUGUUUUAAUCUGUAGCAUAAUUUGUUUUAUAGUAGCGUUUUGCUUUCAUAGCCUUCAUUCGCUUUUAUUUCGUAUACUCCUCACUGAUGAUGUCACGCCAUCUGAUUGUACAGCAAAUUCGUUUUCCCACCAUGUGGAUAUUUGCCCUCACCAUAGAAUUACAAUACUAUCCCGCCAUGUAUAGUGACAAAGAGCAAGUGUUCAACUGCAUCCAGAGAGCCCAUCAGAACACCCUGGAAGUGUAUCCUCAGUGGCUGGUGUUCCAGACUAUUGCUGCUCUCGUCUAUCCGCUGUCAGCAUCUGUACUGGGGGCUAUUUGGGUGACAAGCCGGUUUUCUUAUGCCUGGGGCUAUUACACUGGAGAUCCUGCCAAGAGGAUGAACGGUGUUUAUGGCUACAUCGGAUACCUUGGAGUCAUCAUUCUGUCCAUUUGUGUUGCUCUGCAGUUGCUUGGAGUUUUCUAGAAGGCUCACAAAUACACUGAUUUGACAACUUAAAAUGAUUUGCAUGUUAUAAUGUAUACAUUUUCUGUCCUUAAUAGACCACUUCGACGUAAAUGAUUGUGCUUUUUUGUCGACUGCUUUACAUUGCUCCCAUUAGUUUUGACAAUCUUUCUGAUCAGCUCUUGUUCUUAAAAAAAUCAAUAAAA
Molecule: messenger RNA, 730 nt
Organism: Synchiropus splendidus (mandarinfish)
Lineage: Eukaryota; Metazoa; Chordata; Actinopteri; Syngnathiformes; Callionymidae
Gene: mgst3b
Product: microsomal glutathione S-transferase 3b
Exons: 4
Coding region: 168-545 (125 amino acids)
Cellular component (GO): membrane; endoplasmic reticulum; nuclear envelope
Molecular function (GO): glutathione peroxidase activity; glutathione transferase activity
Source: RefSeq, a predicted model, not a curated record